CAGCAGCAGCUGGAAACAAGUUGCCAAUCUUGUUCGAGCCAUAUGAUGUGAGGUCGAGGAGACGAAGACUGGAAUUUUUGAUCUGGAGGUUAUGUUCAUUCGUUUACGAGGAUUUUAUACGAUGACUGUUUUUUCAAAUAAGGUAGAUAACAUUUUAGUUUGCAUUAGAGGAAACUCAAUGAUUGUCCAUUAGUUUAUAUCGAAAUGAGAUUCAAACCUGAACUGUAAAUAAAAAAUAAUACAAGAUGAAUGGAAUAACAGGGCAGUUCAGAAAAACAACAUGGGACCCAAUGCUUAUAGUAUCCCAAAUAAUAGCAGUGCAAUCUGUCAUGUACUUUGCUUUGGGUAUGUGGAUAAUGAUAAUCGCUGAAUUUUUGGGAACCACCAAAUCCUUGGAUUAUGCAUUCCAAUACAAGGAAAUCCAUGUGCGUGAUUUUGGUGGCUACUUAGUCAUAACAAUUUUUAUAAUGAAUUCUGUAAUCGGUGCCAUGGCAUUGUGGUAUCUAGUGCAAAGGACAAAGCAAUGCAUGGAUUUUGCGUGCACUGCUCAUUUGAUACAUCUUAUUUGUUGUUGGUUUUAUAAUGGAAGUUUUCCCACAACCUUUAGCUGGUGGUGUCUGAAUAUUGUGACUACGAGUAUCAUGUGCGUGUGUGGUGAAUUUCUCUGUAUGAAGACUGAGCUCAAAGCGAUUCCUCUUGGUAUGAAUAGCCAAAAAACAGCCUUGUAAAUGUUUAUAGACGAAUGCUGCCUCUUUCCCGAAGAAUCAUUUAACCCUACUUCAGAUAUUUAUGAGAUGAUAAAUUUUCUAUAAUUGUUUUCCAAACCAAUGUAUGAUAGUAUAAAUUAUGUGUAGUUUAUAAAUAAUUUAAUCUUUUGUAAUAAAAGUAAUAUUCUUCUA
This is a messenger RNA of Nasonia vitripennis (jewel wasp), 899 nucleotides long. It is a transcript of the gene Sys1, whose product is annotated as protein SYS1 homolog. The record is from RefSeq and is a predicted model, not a curated record. NCBI's taxonomy places the organism in Eukaryota, Metazoa, Arthropoda, Insecta, Hymenoptera, Pteromalidae. The transcript has 2 exons. Bases 246 to 728 code for a protein of 160 amino acids. Gene Ontology annotation, cellular component: trans-Golgi network; Golgi membrane. Gene Ontology annotation, biological process: protein localization to Golgi apparatus; Golgi to endosome transport; Golgi to plasma membrane protein transport.